Sitophilus oryzae (rice weevil) is the source of this 1108-nucleotide messenger RNA. Its product is annotated as nudC domain-containing protein 3. NCBI's taxonomy places the organism in Eukaryota, Metazoa, Arthropoda, Insecta, Coleoptera, Curculionidae. The coding region runs from base 177 to 1061 and encodes 294 amino acids. The transcript is spliced from 7 exons. Gene Ontology annotation, cellular component: cytoplasm. Gene Ontology annotation, biological process: protein folding. The record is from RefSeq and is a predicted model, not a curated record.
AUAAUUUUUUAUAAUUAACCUAAACAACAAAACAACCCUUUUUGCCCUUUUUCUGGGCUCUGUUCUGGGUUACCAUUUAAUGAGCUUUCAUAAGAGAAAUAAAAGGCACAUUAUAGGUACUACAUACUGUGCUAAUAGGGUAAUUCUAAUCAAGUGAUUUAAGUUUUAAGGCAGGUAUGUCAGAAAUAGAAUCGGGUAAUCACGAUGAAUUACUAUUUAAUAUGUUAAAAGAUUGUAAAACUUUGCCGAAAUUUUUCGAUAGCAUAUUUGGAUUUCUCCAACGGAGGACUGAUUUCUAUUAUACAGCAAGUCACAAUGAUUCAUAUGUUGGGUUACCAGAGGGAUUGGCUGAGAAUUUGGUCAAACAUUUGUAUAAUAAAUGGAAACCAAAAUGUGAUGAUCAAAUCAUUUUUGAAGAAAAUGAGAUUCCCAUUGAAAAUGAAAUUAUUCUGAGUAAUGAUGCAACAGAUAACAGUUUGACAGAGUUUUCAGAGCGAAGUUCAUGUUCUCUUUAUUUGAAUAGUUUCUCAGAUUGUGAAAGUUAUAAUGGAGCAGUUGUAAACAAUUAUUGCUGGUCCCAAACUAUUUCUGAUAUUGAUGUAACUAUAAAGUUGCCCAACCUAUUCAGAUAUAAGGACUUCAAAGUUAAAAUAUCAACAAAUCACAUUUCAGUUCGAUUAAAAGAUGAUAUAUUACUUGAAGGAGAAUUAUGUCAAAAAUGUAAAUAUUCUAAUGCAAUUUGGUCUGUGGAUAAAGGAAAACUUAACAUUCAUUUAGACAAAUGCAAAGAAAUUUGGUGGGAUCGUUUAAUUACAUCUGAGAACCGAUUGGAUAUAACAAAACUAGAUUGUUCAAGGCCUUUUGAAGACUUACCUGAGGAUGCACAAGCCAAAAUUGAAGAGCUGGGAUGGAAUCAAGAAAGGAAGAGAUUGGGUUUGCCAACCUCCGAUGAUAUGGCUAAACAGGAACUUCUGAAAAAAGCGUGGUAUGCAGAAAAUUCUCCAUUUUCUGGACCGUUUAAUCCAAACGAAAUAUCCAUUGAAAAUGCGGAUAAUAUUUAGUAUUAUAAUAUACAGUUAUAUUGAAUUGUUACAGUUUUAAUAAAACU